AUGUCGUUAGGCAUUAAAAUCUACCAACUAUAUCCUCCCUUAUCCGCCAGCCUAACACCCCAGUCCGACAGCCCAGCAGCCCGGGAGAGAAAACUCAUCAAUCCUCCGUCAGAACUUAACCCAACUUUUAUUAAACCGAAUGGAUUGGGUCGGGAGCCCAAUGGGCGGACAGAGAAACCACAUGCAAAUGAUGCAAGGGUGUCCAGCAAAUGCAUUAAAUGCAUGCAGUGCCAGCUCAUCAGAGUCGAAGCAAGCAACCUAGUGCACCGCCGUGCUCGUCUGUGA
Molecule: messenger RNA, 285 nt
Organism: Paracoccidioides lutzii Pb01
Exons: 1
Coding region: 1-285 (94 amino acids)
Source: RefSeq, a predicted model, not a curated record